AUGGCUUCGACGUACCUAUCACACUUGGACCCCUGUGUCUCAUUCGUGCGGAGGCAUUUGGUCUUCGCCGCGGCACACUGGGCACAAGCGGCGCCCCAAGUCGCAGUGGAUACGGCCCGCCGCCGUUCCGGCUGGGGGCUGCUUGACGAUAGGGACGGCGACGCCGACGACGAGGCGGUGGAAGCCAUAUUCCGUACGGGGUGUCAUGCAAAGCGGCCCCUCGGGGAGGAAGAUGUGUCUGCGCCUUCGGGUAUUGCGGAGUUUUCCGUUAUGGCGCAAGGCGGACCAGAGGCGGUGAUUCGGAGAUUCAACAAAGAAGAGGCGGCCCCGGGGUCGCCGGGAAGAUAA
Messenger RNA from Colletotrichum graminicola M1.001, 348 nucleotides. RefSeq lists its product as uncharacterized. The coding region runs from base 1 to 348 and encodes 115 amino acids. Lineage: Eukaryota; Fungi; Ascomycota; Sordariomycetes; Glomerellales; Glomerellaceae. The record is from RefSeq and is a predicted model, not a curated record. The transcript has a single exon.